Messenger RNA from Canariomyces notabilis, 1107 nucleotides. RefSeq lists its product as uncharacterized. The transcript is spliced from 4 exons. NCBI's taxonomy places the organism in Eukaryota, Fungi, Ascomycota, Sordariomycetes, Sordariales, Chaetomiaceae. The coding region runs from base 1 to 1107 and encodes 368 amino acids. Gene Ontology annotation, cellular component: cytosol. The record is from RefSeq and is a predicted model, not a curated record. Gene Ontology annotation, molecular function: formate dehydrogenase (NAD+) activity; oxidoreductase activity, acting on the CH-OH group of donors, NAD or NADP as acceptor; NAD binding.
AUGGUCAAAGUCCUUGCUGUUCUCUACGACGGCGGCAAGCAUGCUGAGCAGGUUCCUGAGCUCCUCGGGACCACUGAGAAUGAGCUCGGCAUUCGCAAAUGGCUGGAAGACCAGGGCCACACCCUGGUGACAACAUCGGACAAGGAAGGCGAGAACUCGACCUUUGACCGGGAGCUGGUUGACGCCGAGAUCAUCAUCACCACUCCCUUCCACCCCGGCUAUCUGACUGCUGAGCGCCUCGCCAAGGCCAAGAAGCUCAAGCUCGCUGUUACGGCCGGCAUUGGGUCUGACCAUGUUGACCUCGACGCUGCUAACAAGACCAACGGCGGCAUCACCGUCGCUGAGGUUACCGGGUCCAACGUUGUCUCGGUUGCCGAGCAUGUCGUAAUGACUAUCCUGUGCUUGGUCCGCAAUUUCGUGCCCGCCCACGAGAUGAUCGAGCAGGGCCGCUGGGACGUUGCCGAGGCCGCGAAGAACGAGUUCGACCUCGAAGGCAAGGUCGUCGGCACGGUUGCUGUGGGCCGCAUCGGCGAGCGCGUGCUGCGCCGCCUCAAGCCCUUUGACUGCAAGGAGCUCCUCUACUACGACUACCAGCCUCUGAGCCCUGAGAAGGAGAAGGAGAUUGGCUGCCGCCGGGUCGACUCGCUCGAGGAGAUGCUCGCGCAGUGUGACGUGGUGACCAUCAACUGCCCUCUCCACGAGAAGACACGCGGUCUCUUCAACAAGGACCUCAUCGCCAAGAUGAAGCCCGGCUCCUGGCUCGUCAACACAGCCCGUGGCGCCAUCGUCGUCAAGGAGGACGUCGCCGAGGCCCUCCGCACCGGCCACCUACGCGGCUACGGCGGUGACGUCUGGUUCCCCCAGCCCGCCCCGCCCGACCACGUGCUGCGCACCGCAAAGAACCCCUUCGGUGGUGGCAACGCCAUGGUGCCCCACAUGAGCGGUACCUCACUCGACGCCCAGAAGCGCUACGCUGCCGGCGUCAAGUCCAUCCUGCAGAGCUACCUCUCGGGCAAGUUUGAUUACCGGCCCGAGGACCUGAUUGUACACAACGGCGACUAUGCCACAAAGGCGUACGGUCAGCGGCAGGUAACCGGGCGGUCUUGA